UAACUUAAUGCGACUGCUCUGCUGUCAUGUCAGUGAAGGCGCGGGAGGACGAGAUUCAGCAGCAAUUUUUUGACGUGUUUUAGCCUUGUUUGCAGUAACUAAAUAUCAGCAGCAUUGUUUUGUUUUAUUUUUUAACGUUUAACGUGUAGCAACACGAUAGCUUCUGUCACAUAGCUUUGCCUCGUGUACAUCUAUAGAAAAGUUUAGACGCCACAGUGGUAAUAGUAUUUUUUUUUUUUCUAAAGCUAGCUAACUAAAACUUUUGGUCAGGUAAACUCAAAUCAAAAGUCAUUCGGCAAGAUGGCUUCGAGAAAAGUCAACGAUAUUGAAGGGGCCACUCUUCCUUUUGCUGCCCUGCAGCUCCUGGCCCCCCCGGUCCGCCUGGUGUCRGCAGCCGUCUGGAAAGUGCUGAAGCAGAGGGACGUGAUGCAGUACGGUGUCGUGGAGGAGUUUGUGACCUCAGUCUGUCAGRCGAUUCCCGGGCUGCUCACCUUCCGACACCAGGCCAAGCUGAGCCUGGGGCUGAGAGCCCGACUGAUCUUAGAGUUGUGCCGCUCACAGCCCGAUGCUGAAGUGAUCGCACCACAUCUGGAGAGGGUUUGUGCUCCUGCUGCUUCGUCUGUGAAAAAGGACGUAAAAAUCAUGAAAACAGUGGAAAACUUCCACGCUUUGGUUAGCAGCUUGCUGACGGACACAGCGGACAGGGAGCGCUUCUUCACAGAAGUGUUUCCGGUGGAGUACGGGCCAGAGUUUGAGCAGGACUUGGAGAAGCUGCUGUGGGAGUUUUUGAUUCGAUUGGACCAGCUGCUUCCAGUUCCYACCCUCUCUCAGACGGUGUCGUGGCUCAGUGAAACCCCUGCUGUUUUGGAGGAGUGUGCACAAUCAGCCACUCAACCGCAGCUUCUUAACAUCCUACUUCAGCACCAGACGUGCCUGGGUCACCUGGAGUCUGCAGCAUCUUUACCCCCAAACAUGGGCAACUCCAUCCUGGCUUCUCUUUCUCUGCCUCCAUCCGGACGAGUCUCCUCAAAUCCCUUAACAGGAGACAGCAAAUCAUCAAGAAUAGAGUGCGGCAAGCCGAGCAGGCAACAGACGAACUACUGGAUUCAAGUAAGAACCAGGCUUUCACUUCAGUCAAACGAAAGAAGGCCAAAGAAGAUGGAGGGAAAGAUGUUCAGGAACAGGCGGAGGAUGAGCAGCUCAUCUGAAGAAGAAGAAGAACAAGGAGGAGGAAGAGGAAUAACCUCUUUCUAUAAGAAACAAAACAGUCACAGGAGGAAGUUACCAGAACGGAAACAAACAAAUCAGAUUCAAUCAUCUGAAUGUCCUGGUCUGGACAACAAACGUUCUCCAUGCCACGUUGAAAACAAACCCAGGCUGGUAGAAAUACUGCAGCUCAUGGACAAUAACGUCAGAUUAUCUCUGGUUAAAUGGUUUUUAUGGAAAACUGAUUACAAACUGUUAGGUAAAUUAGGUUUUAUUAUAAAAGCAUUUACUUGAUCUUUUGUUUUUACUUUGCCACCAACAUGYAUCUCUUAUGUACACAUUGUUUUUAAUAUUUUUACUUAUUAAAGUUUUACAAAUAAAUACAAUCAUAGGUUUUUAAUUAUUCUUUAUAAUUUUGACAUUGAGUCUGCAUUAGCAAACACUUCAUUUACUUAAUGAAGAAAUAAAGCUUGUUACAAAUAAUUGCUUUAAUUUUUUAUUUACCUUUAUUAAGGACCGUCUUGCUGUGAGGCACUGCUGCUCAGUGGUUAGCACUGAUUAUUAUAUUUUGUUUUUCUAUUGAUUUUAUACAGCUUUAGUUGUCACCUUUAAUUUCAACUUGGCUAAAUAUAAAAAAAAUCUUUCUUAAAUGUAAAUCUUCACCAUAUUUUUGGAAAAUCCUAUGAUUUUUAUAAUGCAGCUACAAAGACUAGAUUUCAAAGUAUCUAUUCUGGAGAUUUUUAUAUAAAAAUUGUCAUUGCAAUCUUGACGUGCCUUACUAUAGACUAAGAUAUUCCACUCUGCAUUUCUUCAGUUCAACCCUUUUAGCUCUUGAUGUUUACAUCGAAAUAAGACAACACAAAGAUUUAAGUGAUAAAACAAAGGAGUGAUACUGCAGCUGAUAAUGUCCUAAUAUUCAAUCACAAAGCAUAUUUUCUAAUAAACUUUAUUUCAUAUCUUAA
Austrofundulus limnaeus is the source of this 2168-nucleotide messenger RNA. RefSeq names its product TERF1 (TRF1)-interacting nuclear factor 2 (gene tinf2). The record is from RefSeq and is a predicted model, not a curated record. Lineage: Eukaryota; Metazoa; Chordata; Actinopteri; Cyprinodontiformes; Rivulidae. Gene Ontology annotation, biological process: telomere capping; regulation of telomere maintenance via telomere lengthening. Gene Ontology annotation, cellular component: shelterin complex. Gene Ontology annotation, molecular function: telomeric repeat DNA binding.